UUCAUCUUCAUGAUAGGCUACGCAAGAGGAAAAGUUAUACGUUGUUGCACCGGCAAAGAAAAGCUUUAACUAGUAUGAACUGGUAUAAAGAAUACACACACGUUUGUCCUCUUUUAUAUACAGUGUGAGGUGAAAACUGUAUUGGUUAUAAAUUAGUGAAGUCCACUGAGCUAGGACAAAUGCCGUUUUGUUUUUGAACGAGUCUUUAAAUUAAAUCGUUAAUUCCUGUGACAUGUUAUUACUAAUACUAAUGAUAGGCAAAUAACUAACACUUGCAGAAAAUAUCUCUAAACCAGUCAGUGAACGAAUAUUUUGGUGAACGAGUCACGGGUAUGAAUUUCCCUGAUAGCACAUCACGGGAUCGUAUAUUUGACAUCUGUAAGACCUAUUUUUAUAAUGUUUGCUCAUCAUAAGACGUGUAUGUUUUUGAUGUUUAUGAACUGAUAUCUUACAUUUAUCUGUUAUAUGUUUUUACAGAACAGAACAGAACAGACAUAUUGCAGACUUACGUGAGCUAUUACCAAAGACUGGUCAUUACUAAGGUUUUUGAAAAGUAAGAGUUGGCUUAUGUUCAUGAACGAACCGGCGUUUAAACCUGCAGAAGAAGUCACUAAACGAAUCAGUAAAAAAUAUAAACUAUUCAGAAAUGGGUCAAAAUCUCCAACGCUAUUUUCAAGUAAGUAUUUUAAAAUUUGGUGAUCUCCAGCCUGGCAUUUUCAGGGUUUUCCAAAUACGAAACGCAGCACUGCCGGUCCGUACACAGCCACCGUAGAGCCAAAGUGUAAGCACGCGUCCGUCUCAAAUCAACAAUGGCGGCCCCCUUUGGCGUGUGUAGGUUACAUUUCAGGGUUUUAGGGGGGCUUGAAAAAUUUGGAUUGGAAACCCAAGCGCAAGUAAGAUUCACGUCGACUACAUCAGCAAUCAAAGCCCAGACAGAGAACAAGACAGCGAAAGCCGCCAAGGAGAGUAAAACAUUUCAAGCCAUCCAAGAGGAGAGAAGAGAAGCAGCUGAAAGAUCUGUUUUGAUCAACUGUCCGCCUAAGAUCAACGAAAAGAAGUUUUUAGAUUACCUGUCCAAACAUGGGACAAUCAACACACAUUUCUUCUACAAUAGCUAUGGAGCAAAUGCAGUGGUUGAAUUCUCCAGCAGAGAGAGCAUUGCCUCAUUGAAGGACAGCAUUAAUAUACCAGCUGUUGAACAUGAAGCUGCAGUGCCUUUCAAAUCUCGCCUGCUGUCAUUAAAAUGGCCAGGCAGUCAGUCGAGUAAUCAUCCCAUGCCUAAGUUCAAAGAGCAGUCCCCUGCAUCCAUCAGUGAAAUCACCCAGCUGCUUUCAGAACAGGACAGUAUAGAUGAACAACUGCAAUGUCUGACAGAGACCUUGCAGCUCACAGAAGAGAACAUCAGUCUGCGCUUCCUUGUUUGUUCUCUGCUUCGAGACAUAGCUGGAGCAUAUUUCCCAGAAUGCAUUAUCAGGCCUUUUGGCUCCUCGGUCAACAGCUUUGGCAAACUGGGCUGUGAUGUUGACAUGAUUCUGGACCUUAAUGGAAUCUAUGCAACAAGCCAGAAAAAGGGCUCUGCACUGUCUCUGGAGUACCAGGUGAAGAGAGGAGCAUCAGAGUGGGCUGUGACCCAGAGUAUCCUCUCAGUCAUUGGGAAAUGUGUAGACCAGUUCGGCCCUGGAUGUGUGGGAGUCCAGAACAUUCUUCAAGCCCGAUGUCCUCUAGUCCGCUUUGCUCACCAACCCACUGGCUUUCAGUGUGAUCUCACUGCCAAUAACAGGGUGGCAAUGAAGAGUUCAGAACUGCUGUUUCUCUACGGCCAGCUGGACCCUCGUGUUCGGCAUCUGGUGUUCGGUGUGCGGUGCUGGGCUCGGGCUCAUAGUAUCACAAGCAGUAUUCCAGGAGCAUGGAUCACCAACUUCUCUUUAACACUCAUGGUAGUGUUCUUUCUUCAACAGAGGAAUCCUCCCAUACUGCCCACACUGGACCAACUGAAGGAGCUGGCAGGACCAUCAGAUAAGUGUGUCAUUGAGGGUAAUGACUGCACUAUUGUCAGUGACCUUAGCAAGAUUACACUGCAGCAGAACACAGACACAUUAGAGAAACUGUUGCAGGAAUUCUUCGAGUUUUAUGGCAAUUUUCCCUUUAACAAGGCAUCGAUCAAUAUCAGGAAGGGCAAGGAGCAGACCAAACCAGAAACGACAGCUUUGUAUAUCCAGAAUCCAUUUGAAACCACUCUGAACAUUAGCAAGAAUGUUAAUGCGACACAGCUAGAACGUUUCGUGGCACUUUCUCGAGAAAGUGCUUGGCUUCUCCAGCAGAAGGAAAUUCUUAAGCAAAGUUCGGACUCACCAUGGGGGUUCGCUGCACUUCUCCUUCCUUCAGUCACCUCAGGAGCAGGGGUGAAAAGUCGCAGUAAGAGAAAACUGGAACCAGCUAGUUCAAGAAUCAAGAACCUCUUAGACUCUCUGAAGAUUAAAGGUGGUGAAACCGUUGCAAAGAAGGGAAGUACAAAUGCUAGAAGGUGAUCUGGUCAAUAAACUCCACUUACCCUGAAGAACAUGGGAAGCGUCUUCUGAAGAAUGAAUUUAAAAGACUAACAUGCCAAAAGAGUGGAACAAACGUCAAGUUUAUGUUUCUACAGUCAAAAUCUGUAAGUCUUUUAAGAAGUAUUUAAAAAAAAAAAAGUAAGCUCUGUUUCUGUUCUCUACUCGAGUAUUUCACAUGAAAGUAACUUUGUAGAUUCCAGUUUGAUAUAACAAUGGAAGAAGAGGUCCACUGCAAUCUUGACUCCUAAAAAAACAGAGUUCAAUGGUUGUGUUGAUCUGAUAACAACAAUCAUUACAGUUUCCAGAGAAGUGAAGCAGAACCUCUGAACACUAAACCGCUUGCAUGGAACAGCUGUGAUUGUUAGAUCACACACAAACACCAUCUUCUCUGAGUUGCAGUAGAAUUACAAAAGCCUAAUGACUGCGUAAACAGUCACUGUCAGCUAAAUAAUGUUUUAUAAGAUAUUAAAACAAAGUAAUAUUCAGACAAUUA
This is a messenger RNA of Carassius gibelio (silver crucian carp), 3042 nucleotides long. RefSeq names its product poly(A) RNA polymerase, mitochondrial-like. The coding region runs from base 810 to 2528 and encodes 572 amino acids. Gene Ontology annotation, molecular function: poly(A) RNA polymerase activity. The transcript is spliced from 9 exons. The record is from RefSeq and is a predicted model, not a curated record. Lineage: Eukaryota; Metazoa; Chordata; Actinopteri; Cypriniformes; Cyprinidae. Gene Ontology annotation, cellular component: mitochondrion.